This is a messenger RNA of Daldinia childiae, 456 nucleotides long. RefSeq lists its product as uncharacterized. The record is from RefSeq and is a predicted model, not a curated record. Bases 1 to 456 code for a protein of 151 amino acids. The transcript has a single exon. Lineage: Eukaryota; Fungi; Ascomycota; Sordariomycetes; Xylariales; Hypoxylaceae.
AUGCUAUUCACCACAUACCUCACCACCCUCCUCGCAGCGGCGGUAACAUCCGUCUCCGGCACCUGCCUCAAGCAGCCCCCCUCCCCCAUCUGGUCGCCCGGCGGGGACUAUCCGAUGCCGAUCGCCAUCACGGAGACACGGCCUAACCAGAUGACAUUCAUCAUCCCGGCCAACUCGACUGGCCCCUGCCAGCUCGUCGCCGACUUUCCCUACGGCUACCCGAUGACGAGCACGGGGUCCGACCUCGUGUACGUGACCGCGCUCAACGGGCCGGCGGAGGGCUCGCUGGUCGGCGCGCUGCGGUUCCGUCCUGACUCGACUACCGUGUUUGUGAAUAGCUUUGCUUGUCGCGAGAUGAUGGCGUAUUCGCUGAGUAUCGCGCAGGGCGUGGGCGAGGUCGAGUUUGAGCAGACGCGGGAUGCGGGGAUGUUUAUGGAGGUGGGGGAUUGUUAUUAG